Symbiodinium sp. CCMP2592 is the source of this 1581-nucleotide messenger RNA. NCBI's taxonomy places the organism in Eukaryota, Dinophyceae, Suessiales, Symbiodiniaceae. The record is from the annotation of a GenBank genome assembly.
AUGAGGUCGGUGGAGAGGGACGCGGUCAUGAGAAAGAGGCGCAGCUUGAUCUACGCGCAGAUGGCUCUUCUUUGGAUCCCCGAGUCAGACCACUUUCAAAUCGGUGUUCUGCACGCCUGGGAUGUGGCGACCUACCUGCAAAGGGUCCUUGUCACGAUUGAGUUGGCGAGUUUUCUGGAAACGCUUGCUACAGGGAGUGAUCCCGUCCGGGCACUGAAGCAACACUUGCACAGCUUCUGCGGGCAGUCGAGAUUCAGACAGCGACUGGUGUUCUUAGCCGACGGUGUGUCUCGUGCGGAAGAUGACUGCAUCUUGAGACCGGGCGAUGCGCAGCUCGUGCUUUUAAAGUUCAGCUCAACAUCUGAAGAGCAAGUCCAAGAGCUUCGGCGUGCUGCAGCAAGUGGUCUGACAUCAGUGGUAGAGACAAUUCUGCAGAAGCCACAAGACCCAGAUCUGGGCCAUCCAGGCCAUCCGGUCCCAUUGCUCAUCGCCUCCGCGCACGGCCACUUGGAAAUCGCACGCCUCCUGCUGGAGGCAAAGGCUGACAAGGACAAGGCGAUGGAUGACGGCACCACCCCCUUGUUCGUUGCAGCUCAGAACGAGCAGUUGGAGGUUGUGCGCUUAUUAUUGGAAUCCAGAGCAGACAUGAACAAGGCUAUCGAUGAUGGCACCACCCCUUUGUUCAUCGCAGCUGGAAGUGGGCAGACCGAAAUUGCACGUGUUUUGCUGGAGGCCAAGGCUGACAAGGACAAGGCUUGCAUUGAUGGUGCCACUGCUCUCUAUAUCGCGGCUCAGAACGGGGAGUUGGAAGGUGUCCGUCUUCUGCUGGAGGCCAAGGCGGACAAGGACAAGGCCUUGGCCUUCGUCGCAACCCCGUUGCUCGUAGCAGGUCAGCUGGGGUAUUUGGAGGUUGCACGUCUUCUGCCGUUGGCGAAUGUGUACAUGGACAAAGCCAUGCGUGAUGGCACCAGCCCCUUGUUGGUUGCAGCUCAGAAUGGACAGUUGGAGGUUGUGCGCCUAUUGCUGGAGGCCAAGGCUGACAAGGACAAGGCCACGACUCACAUAGGGGCCACGCCCCUUUACGUUUCAGCUCAGCAGGGGCAGUUGGAGGUUGCACACCUCUUGCUGGAAGCCGCGGCUGACGUGGACAAGGUGCUGAUCGUUGAUGGUGCCAGCCCUCUGCACGUUGCAGCUCGGCAAGGGCGGUGGGAGGUAGCAAGGCGGUUGCUGGAGGCCAAUGCUGACAAAGACAAGGCGAUGCAUGACGGCACCACCCCUCUGGGCAUUGCAGCUCGGAAUGGGCAGUUGGAGGUUGUGCGCCUUUUGAUCCAUGCGAAGGCUGACAAGGACAAGACCGCAAACAACCGCGCAACCCCCUUGUUUGCGGCGAUACAGAGAGGGCAGGUCGAGGUUGCGAGGCUUUUGGUAGAGGCCGAGACUGACAAUGAAAAGGACCCGAACUUGGCUGCCACCCGUUUGCAUGUUGCCGGCUGCACGGACGGUUGCAUCGCAGCUUGCAGGGGCAUAUGGAUGCUUCUUGCAUCUUGUUGGAGGCCAAGGUGGAAAACGAGAACCGGAUAA